Molecule: messenger RNA, 2042 nt
Organism: Toxoplasma gondii ME49
Lineage: Eukaryota; Apicomplexa; Conoidasida; Eucoccidiorida; Sarcocystidae
Product: glutaredoxin domain-containing protein
Exons: 2
Coding region: 595-1533 (312 amino acids)
Source: RefSeq, a predicted model, not a curated record
CUUGAAAGCCCGAUGGAUCCUCUGAUUAUGUCUUCCUCCAUUCACCAGUGGAUCAGAAACGACCAUUCGCGGUUAGCCUCGAGUAUUUCCGUCUCUGCGUUGGCCCCACUUUUCACCGGCGGAUCGUUGCUGCGCGCCCAGAGACCUGCUGCAGUUCAAUCUGCGGCGCAUCCGAAAAAGUCGCACGGAAGAGAUGUUUCCAGCUCUGUUUCGUUCCUUUCAGACAUUCUUUUCUCGUUUGCUGAGGAACAGCAUCUUGCGCGCGAGUGAUUGUCUUCAGGAACAACGGGACUUCUGCCCGCGCAUCCCAUCCCGCAUCCGUGAAAAAGAAAAAGGAAUUUCAUUUUCGCGGACCCGAUUCCACUCUACAGCCAAAUAUGAGCUGCGCGCUGCCUCGAAUGAAGGAAGCGAGAGGUGAAGGACAACCUGACUCGACGAGCGAUAGGGGGAAGUUCAUCGGUUGCUCUAACAACAAGACAGCAGCUGUCUGCUUUCUGAUGACGCUGGUGCAAGAAGACCACGGCAUCUUCAUAUCUCUUGUGCCAAAUUGAACUGACUUUCACUGGCGGUGAAUGUAGCUCAAAAGCCGCUGUCAUGAUGGGUUCAGAGUGUGUGCGACGACAGGCUCUGUGUGCAGUGCUAGCUUUUCUCGUUGCCGCUUGCACAGUAGGUUUUUGCUGUGGUGUCCAUGCCAUUCAAAAGACGCUUCAUGGAAAAGAUGCCUUACACAUCACGGCGUUUCUUUUUCCUCCGAAACAUGCCUACCGGGGCAACACGAUUCGGAGAGCCCCCGCUGACACCAGUUCAUACACGCGCCGGCUGUCACCCACUUCCUCAGGUGCAACGUGGACGUCUAUGAGGCAGGCGCCUACUGCGGACCUUGAAAGUUCGACAGAAUUGUUUUUAAACCCGAAAAACGUCCACUCUCUCCUCAACUUCGCUUCUGCUUCUUCGCAUUCCUACGCACAUAUCCCUUCGUUCGACGAAGAAUACCAGUCUUCAUCAAUUUCCCGCCGCACUAUCUCACCUGUUGCCACGGACCAUUUCUCCGGAAAGCGUACUCAUGAAGGAACUUUGCAAGGAUCUUCCGACAGAGGGGGAGGCGAAGAAGCUAAUCGAGAUGAAAGGUUACGCGCGAGAGUGGAAAGACUGGUUCAGUCUGCUCCGGUGGUGCUGUUCAUGAAGGGGACUCCAAAGGACCCCCGGUGCGGCUACAGCCGAGCCAUCGUUGAAAUCCUCCAGCUGGCUGCAAGUGAAGAACCCAGUUUGUCAGGCUGCGAUACGACAGACCCGUCGCCCUCAAGCAGUCUUCCAGAAGGUUUCUUCCGCGCUGUGGAUGUCUGGGAAGACCUCGAGCUUCGAGAAGCUCUGAAGCGUUACACAAACUGGCCCACAGUUCCCCAGUUGUUUAUUGAGCAUCAGUUCGUCGGUGGCACAGACAUUGCUGCCGAAAUGUUUAGAGAUCGCUCUCUGCACCAGGCACUCUCACGAGCAGGGAAAAUGUUCGCCGACGGCGCACGAGACGCGCUGUAGCAGCGGAACAACAUGCCGGCAGGAAUGGCACAGGGAAAAGUGUGAAGUCCCCACGCUCUCACCAGUAUUAUGCUUUACGAUGUGUUUGGCGUCGUAAACGCUUAGCUGCUGUUACUAGAAAACCGUUUUUACCGUGGUUACUUCACUAGAAAAGACAUUCGUCCUAUAGGUAAAGGGAGCUGCGCGCUGUGAUACAACGUGUUCGUGCAUCAGGAUACAGGAAGCGGUAAUCCUGGGGAAUUCAGUUUGUGCGGACCAAAAACGAACUCCAGGUUUACAUGACAUGUCUGACUUCAACUUAGUGUCCCGCCAGGACUGACAGAAAUGCAAAGGGGAAAGGACCUUUGGGCGUGCCAGGGACUCAACUGCCAGAUUGAUUUGAACCUCUCUCGGUUGAGGGCACAAUUAGGAAAGGGGAGUGGUGGGGGGUAUUUGCAUGGUCUGUGUGUAUUGCACGCCUCUGUCCAGGGACACAGCUGUAAAGCAAAAUCAACUCUGGACUAAGUCUC